This is a messenger RNA of Prunus persica (peach), 609 nucleotides long. RefSeq lists its product as uncharacterized. NCBI's taxonomy places the organism in Eukaryota, Viridiplantae, Streptophyta, Magnoliopsida, Rosales, Rosaceae. The transcript has a single exon. The record is from RefSeq and is a predicted model, not a curated record. The coding region runs from base 1 to 609 and encodes 202 amino acids.
AUGACGGGUGAAGAGCAGACAUCACCAAAAACCAAUUCCAAACAUUCAAGCACCAGCGACACCAAUCCCAGUAUGGAUUCAUCACAUCCAUACUUUGUUUCUCAUUCAGAUCACCCCGGCCUCAUGCUCGUUCCCAUAAAAUUGAACGGCACCAAUUACCCAUCUUGGAGCAAAUCCAUGAUUCAUGCUCUCAUAGCCAAGAACAAAUUUGGCUUUGUCAAUGGAUCCAUUAAGCCUCCUUCAGAAACUGAACAGCCGACAAAAUAUGCUCUCUGGAAUCAAUGCAACAGUAUGAUUUUAUCAUGGUUAGCUUACUCGGUGGAGCCUGAUCUAGCCAAAUCAGUCGUUCAUGCCAAGACCGCCCAUCAAGUGUGGCAAGAUUUCCAAGACCAAUUCUCACAAAAGAAUGCACCAACAAUAUAUCAGAUACAGAAGUCCAUCGCCUCUCUCUCACAAGGCACCAUGCCAGUCUCAGAAUAUUACACAAAACUCAAAGAUCUUUGGGAUGAAUUAGAGACAUAUCAAACCUUGCUUAUCUGUAACCAGAUGAAGGCACAUAAUGAACAAAAAGAAGAAGAUCGGAUGAUGCAGUUUUCUUAUGGGCCUUAA